UGACUUCAAAAUAUGAUGACUCGAAUAGUUUAAGGAGAUAAAUCCGGACCUAAUUUCUUGCGAUCCAAACGGUUCUUACGACAAACGCUUUCUGCAAAGAGGGGGGAAAACAGAGACAAAAAUAACUAGGAAAAUGCACGCCUUGUUGCUAAAUACAUGUGGAACUAAAUAAUUUGAUUGUAUUCAUGGAUAAAGAAGUGACCGAAUUUUAGUAUAAAGAGAAGCACAACUACAUAGAGAAUUUCUUUUGAAAAUUAACGGUAAUCAGUCAUCAUUACGUAACGUAACCCGGACCAAACCGUCGCAUAACCGUUUAGAAUAUAUACUCAAUUUUGUUUUCAACGUGAUCAAGCAAGUAAUUAUAAAAUUUUAUAAUACCUAUAUAAAAAAACAUGGUAUAUGCUUUCGUAGCGUAUUGAAUUCUAUCUGAUGACAUGUUAAAGUACUGAAGAAACUAAAGAUUUUUAUAUUUAAAAAAUCCAAACUACCAAUAAAAUAAUAGGAGAAUUAUCCUCUGACCUUUCAGACACUGUUGGUGCGGCGGAUACUAUCAAAACUCUUCUUCACUUCAGGCUUUUGAAGCAGGAAAUUUGUGCUUUUUUCAUCUUAUCAGGAAUGUGCUUUAGCUUUCCAGAAUUGAUGCUUUCCCCCCAGUUCCUCUCAAAGCAAUUUUUUGACCCAUUAUCCAAUUGUAUUUAAAAAUUGAGUAGCCAAAAACUUUAUCUUCCAAGACAAUUUACCCUUAUCUUAAGCUCAAGCACUCAAAGGAACAGUCCGUUGCCAAGUCAUGGCCGAUCCACGUUCUGUGGCUGAUGCGGACCCUACUGGAGGAGACGUUCAGAAUAGUAAACAGGAAGUCGUGGUAACCCAGGAAGUCCUGCAAGAAGAUGCUUCUGUGCCGCCGUCUUCGGCAGCUGAAGGAGACCAAGAGCAAGAAACCGUGAACGGUAAAGGGCCGACUGGCAGCAUCUCAUCCGGAGGUUCAGAACACAAGUGUGAAGGUUCAGACAGAUACAGGGAAAGUGAGGCUGACUCCGCAAAUAUUGAAGAGAAAGAGAAGUCGGAUGUAACUAGCAGAUCAGAUGAACAGAGCCAGUCAGGAGAUUCGGCCUCCUUCUCUCUGCCAAGCCUGGACUUCUCAGAAGGGAAUAAUGAAGUCUCUUUGGACGAGCCUUUGUCAUCAUCCUAUUCAGCCAUAGGCGCCGAAGGUCAGUCUCCACCUGCCGAUGGCCCCGGCUUGCCUGAGGACGCCGCCAUCGGGACCGCCAGUGGUACCAUUGGUGCCACUGCCCCCUUGGGCCCGGAGCUUAUUACUCCUGCCUACUACUUUGUUAAGUGGAUCGAUUGGAAGGGGAAGAGGACGCCCAUCGUCACCCAGAGCGAGAAUGGACCAUGUCCCCUGCUAGCCAUUAUGAACAUUUUGUUUCUGCGCUGGAAGGCCAAAUUAGCUCCCCAAACGGAAAUAAUUACCACAGAAGAUCUGAUGGCACAUCUAGGAGAGUGUGUCCUAUCCAUUAAACCCAGGGAAAAUGUAGAGGGCAUGGAGCUCAACUUUCAGCAGAAUAUGAGUGAUGCCAUGGCUGUCCUGCCCAAGCUGUCCACUGGCCUGGACGUCAAUGUGCGCUUCACCGGCGUCUCAGACUUUGAGUACACGCCGGAGUGCAUUGUGUUUGACCUCCUGGACAUCCCGCUUUACCAUGGCUGGUUAGUGGACCCCCAGAGCCCUGAGAUGGUUGCAGCGGUGGGCAAACUGAGCUACAACCAGCUGGUGGAGAAGAUCAUCGACUACAAGCACUCGCCAGACAGCAGCCGCAUCAGCGAAGGCCUAAUGGCAGAGCAGUUUCUGGAGUCCACGGCCACCCAGCUGUCAUACCACGGCCUGUGUGAGCUCAACACCACUGCCAAAGAGGGGGAGCUCUCUGUGUUCUUCAGGAACAACCACUUCAGCACCAUGAUCAAGCACAAGGGCCACCUGUACCUGCUGGUGACGGACCAAGGCUUCCUGCAGGAGGAGACAGUGGUCUGGGAGAGCCUGCACAACGUGGAAGGCGACGGAAACUUCUGCGACUCGGAAUUCCGCCUGUGCCAUCCGCCCCAAAGGGCCGCCCCAUUGGUGGCCCCCACACCGUCACCUCAACAGCAACAGAGGCAGAUCGACCAGGACUACCUGGUGGCGAUGUCUCUUCAGCAGCAGCAGGGGGCGCCCCCAGGGCCCCUCAGCGAUCUGGAACUGGCCCAGCAGCUGCAGCAGGAAGAGUAUCAGCAGCAGCAGCAGCAGCAGCAGCUGUCACCCGGCCAGCCCACAGCACCUCAGGUCAGAGGUCAGGCAGCAGCUCAGCAGGGCAGCCAGAGGCGGCGUGCGGAGAAGAAGGAGGGAUCAGAUUGUGCCAUAAUCUAGGUGGCCUCUCCUGCCUCUGGACCCGCUGUGCUCCCUUUCUGCCGUCCUACUCCUGAACUCCGGAGCCUCCUAGAGGCAGGAGGUGCCAGGCUUUCCCAGGAGGAGGUGCACACUGACCCACCCACUGACUAAGAUGGGAGAAUACAGCCACGCACUCCUAUACUCACUGCUCCUCCAUGCCAAUCCGCCUAAUUCUGCUGGCAAUGAGGACUCAAACCGGAACCUAACGCAGGGAGUGUCGAUGUUGAGUAAAGAGAUUCUUCAGUCCACACACAGCAGGGGCAGGUGUAUGAAUCAAGGUAGAUGUAAUGCGUAUUAUAGUUGGUGGUGGGUUAAAAUUUAAGGGCAGUUGGUUUGAUCUGGCACAAGGAUCUUAUAAUUAAUUGGCAACCCAAUGAAGGGUUAUGAGAGUUGUAUCUGUAGGCAUUUAGUCAUUUCACGAGGUGUUCUUCAUUUUUAGUUUGUUCCGUUCAGUCAAGAGAACUGCUCUGCUCAGGAGCCAGACCUCACUGGACAAGCAUUUCAUUCUUGUUCAGUUGUGGCUUUCGGUUCCUGUAUGGCAGGAGCCCGACUUGUGGAAAGCGUGGUAAUUGGGUCAUUCCUUCCAUUGCUGGCCAACAACCCAAAGUAACCUCUACUAAAUUCUGAUAGGAAUGGAAGUUCUUAAUUUGUCCUUAUAUAGCUGAAUGUGAAUACAUACAGAUGUUUAGAUCGUUAAAUUAAUAGUGGUAAAUCUGGUGAAUGUGUCCUUUUUGUGAAAGGAGAGCAGUGUAUCUAUGCAUAAUCCUUUAAGAACUUCUCUGGAACAUUCCUGUCAAAUGCAGCUUGAACAAUAAAACCCAGGGCAUGGAAUGAACUAAUAUAUGCUUCUGUAAGGCCUGUGGUGUAUGAUGCCUCUAUACUGCAGCCUCACACAGGGGCACCAUUUAGGUAAAGGUGUCCAAGUGCUCUUGCUGUGACUGGUUAUAUAUUGAGUUUAACCAAAACAUGACACUUAAGCCAGGGGAUUUAGAAAUAAUUUUUUAAUUUGUGGGAAGCCAGCACUCAGUUCUUUAAAAUGUGUCAUUGACAGCAGGGUGUUUUAGCAGACAAAGCAGGGAGUUCCCUCUUAACUGGACCUCCUUGGGUGUAAAUGUCUUAACAUCACACGUUGCUUUGCAUUUCAUUUGUAACACACCUUAAUAAAAAUAUAAAUUAUA
Messenger RNA from Paramormyrops kingsleyae, 3597 nucleotides. RefSeq names its product MINDY lysine 48 deubiquitinase 1 (gene mindy1). Gene Ontology annotation, molecular function: cysteine-type deubiquitinase activity; K48-linked deubiquitinase activity; cysteine-type carboxypeptidase activity. Lineage: Eukaryota; Metazoa; Chordata; Actinopteri; Osteoglossiformes; Mormyridae. Gene Ontology annotation, cellular component: cell periphery; cytosol. The record is from RefSeq and is a predicted model, not a curated record. Gene Ontology annotation, biological process: protein K48-linked deubiquitination.